Molecule: messenger RNA, 3100 nt
Organism: Copidosoma floridanum
Lineage: Eukaryota; Metazoa; Arthropoda; Insecta; Hymenoptera; Encyrtidae
Gene: btz
Product: CASC3 exon junction complex subunit
Biological process (GO): mRNA processing
Cellular component (GO): exon-exon junction complex
Molecular function (GO): mRNA binding
Source: RefSeq, a predicted model, not a curated record
GUGAGACUGGUGAGUCGUAUGAUUCUUGAGAGUUUAUUUGCUGUCGUACAGUUGUAUCGUUGUAUGGUACAGAACACCCUCGCCUAGAUCGCACAUUUUUUAUUUUUCUCACGUUCAGUUCAGCAUUGGGGAGCUGAAGAGUUAAAAGCGAGAGCAAAACGAGGAUAGUAAAAUGUCCGCCCAUCGGCGCCGUAGGAAGCAGUCCGGGGGCUCGGACGACCUCUCCGACUCGUACGACGAGCUCAACUCAACGAAAGAGGCGACCCAGAGUAUCAAACACACCGAAGACCAGCAUGAUUCAGAGUACGAUAGUGCAGGCAGUGACUCUGACACUGAAUCUCAAGAUAAAGCUCAGCGAGAAAGUGGUGAUGGCCAAGAAGAGGAAAAACCUCAAAAAAAGCUGGAUGACGAUGAAGACCGCAGAAAUCCACAGUACAUUCCUAAAAGGGGUACGUUCUACGAGCACGAUGACAGAACUGCGGACGAGCCCAGCGAAGAACCUGCAGAGCCACCAACCGAAAGGGAAGUCAAAGAUAAGAAGGUGUGGAAAGAAAAGGAAGACAGGUGGGAUCAUGACAGAUACAACGACGAAGAGCAGGCUCCAAAGAGCCACGCCGAACUGAUAGCAGUGUAUGGCUAUGACAUUAGGAACGAAGAAGGUCCUCCUAGAGCUCGCAGACGACGAAGAUAUGGUCGUGGCCCAAAUAAGUACACGCGCAAUUGGGAGGAUGAAGAUGCGUAUGGUAAAGUUUCUGGAAACGUGCCUAUUCACAAACCUAAUUAUAGAAAAAGUAAUCGUACUGGUGAGGAGUUCCCUUCGUUGAAUCCAAAUGAAAAGGAUUCUCCGACUAUGAAUGAAGAUCAGCCUGUCAUCACAUCUGCCUGGUACAGUAACAAAAACAAAACACCCACAAACAAAAGUCAGAACUUCCCUGCACUACAACAGAUUGAAACCCAAAUGACAAAAACUAAACAAUUUACUAACAGUCAAGCGAACGAAAAUCAAGCUCCAAACGAACGAAAUAAUUUAGUCUGGAAGAAGGAGCCCAACGCUAUUCCUUACAUUCAAAAUAUCAAAUCAAACGAAACAAGUGCAACUUCCAGCGAUGCUGAGAAAAUAGUGAUUGUAAAGCAAACUCCGCGUGAAAUAACCAAAAAAUCACCCCAAGUUCAAGAAUCCGUGAGUCUUGCAGCCAGUAAGAGCCGUGGACGUGGUUUCAAAGCCAACGCAAAUAACAACGUUGCCGGCAGUAGGGUUAUAGAGCCCAAGCCAAAGGGCCGUGGACCUGGACUUUUGCCUGCUGAUAAUAGGAGGAGCAACAUCGAACAAGAAUCGGCUUUAAACGAUGUGAAACAACACAUGAGUAUGCCAGUAGAAGGCCCGUUGUAUCAUCAUGCUGCAAGACAGAACAAGCACUUUUAUGCACAGCCAUCCGGUCAACAGCACUCGACGGCAGUUCCAUCGCGCAUGCAAACAAGCCAUCCGCCUCCACCGAUACCUCAACAGGCACCUCUGCCCCAGCAACAGCAGCAGCCUCCACAGCAACCACUGCCCCAACAGCUACAGCAAGAUCACGCGACCAACAGACCGAAGCGCUACUCGAGCCUACGCCAGAGAGCGCCAAUCGUCGAGGGACCGCCCAACCCUCCUCCUCCCCAGCAGAAUUAUCAGCCACCGCAUACUGCUCCUCCGCCUCAGCACACUUAUUAUCCGCCUCCUCAAGCCGGAAGUUCAAGAGCAGUUUUAGAAUCUCAAGGGUAUCAGGCACCACCACCACCAGGGCCUUAUGAACAGCCACCACCAGGUGCAGGUGGACCACCGCCUCCACCUUUGGCUCCACAGCCUGUCAUCCCCAUGGGCCCGCCUGCUGGCCAACCAGCUGGCUACGUUCCACCGCCACCGCCGCCAUACCUCGUACCACCUCCUCAGUUUUUAGCGUCUCAACAAGCUCCACCUGGCAUAAUCAAUUACGUACCUGGUCCCAAUGGACCCAUUUUCCAGCCCAAUUAUCAGGGUUACAAUCCAGCUGCUGUACAGCCUGGGCCACCGCCGCCGCAGGAGGUGCCACUCUUCCAGCCUCAAGGCUGCACAUAUUAUAGUCCAGCGCAGCAGCAGCAGCAACAGCAGCAGCAACCUGUUCCUGUUAGGCGACCAAAGGCUGCAAUACCAAUUCUCCCGCCACCAGAUUCCGCUCCGCAAAACCAGAUCAGCCGUACUCGAGUCGGUCGAAGUGUACCGCACCCGCUGCAGACGCCCGAGCAGCAGCAUCAGGAGCAGCAACAAAUGGCUCAACAGCAGCUGGUGCAAGAACAACUGGUCCAGCAGCAGCUUCAGCAACACCAGCAACAGCUUAUUCAAGAGCAGCAACAAGAGCUGUUGUUGCAGCAAAAACAGAGGGAGCAACAGUUGAGGGAACAACAAAUUAAAGAGCAGCAAUUAAAGGAGCAACAGCUGAAAGAACUGCAGCAAAAAGAGCUGCAGCUGAGAGAACAGCAGGAAAAGGAGCUGAGGUUGAGAGAACAGCAGAAAAAGGAGCAGCAGCAGCUUGAAGAACAGACAUUGGAAGAACAGAAGGAAUUGGAAGAGCGACAGCCACAAAACCAUCAAUUUGAAGGAGAGCGACAAAAGGAGCAAGAACUGAAAGAGCAAUCAUUGCAAGAGCAAUACCUCCGAGAACAACGGCACAAAGAGCAGCAACAAAAAGAGCAGGAACUGAAAGAAAAGAAACAAAAAGAUCAGGAACUGAAAGAGCAACAGCAAAAAGAGCAGCGUUUAAAAGAACAACAUUUGAUACAACAGCAGCAAAAGGAGCAAGAGUUAAAAGAACAGCAGAUAAAAGAACAAAAAUUGAAGGAACAGCAACUGAUUGAACAGCAGCGAAAGGAGCAAGAGUUAAAAGAACAGCUGAUAAAAGAACAAAAGUUUAAAGAACAGCAACUGAUUGAAGAGCAGCCAAAGGAGCAAGAGCUAAAAGAACAAAAGUUGAAGGAGCAGCAACUGAUUGAAGAGCAGCGAAAGGAGCAAGAAUUAAAAGAGCAGAAAUUAAAGGAACAGCAACUGAUUGAAGAGCAGCGAAAGGAGCAAGAANGUACUUUAUGA